GCACCCCACCCCUUCCCGGCCCUUGACCCUCUCCCCGCGCCCUGGUCCCGCCCCGCAUCCCCCUCCUCCGCACUCUUGUCGGGUGGUGGUGGCGGCGGCGUUCGCCGACCAAAUCUUCGCUGACCAGGGCCGCAGGCUGAGCGGGCUGGGUGGUUGUUCCGUGGUGUGAACUCGUAGUCAGCUGGGUUGGGGUCUCUCUGGGAACCCUAAGUUAGUCAUAACUCUUUGAAAAGCACCGUAUGGCUCCGCGGCCAUGAAGGUGAAGAUUAAGUGCUGGAAUGGUGUGGCCACUUGGCUCUGGGUGGCCAACGACGAGAACUGUGGCAUCUGCCGGAUGGCCUUUAAUGGAUGCUGCCCGGACUGCAAGGUCCCGGGUGACGAUUGCCCCCUGGUGUGGGGCCAGUGCUCCCACUGCUUCCACAUGCACUGCAUCCUCAAGUGGCUGAACGCACAGCAGGUGCAGCAGCACUGUCCCAUGUGCCGCCAGGAGUGGAAGUUCAAGGAGUGAGGCACCCCCAGGCCCCCAGCCGCGGACUGGCCGGCUGUGCUCUCCCCUGGGCCGGCCCCCCUCUGGGCCGCGACGGGGUUGACACAAGGACUGGAGCUGCGUUUGUUUUCCUUCAAAUGGUGACACUUUAUCCAAUAAGUAAACCCUAUUAAAUUACCCGAACCUUG
Neomonachus schauinslandi (Hawaiian monk seal) is the source of this 675-nucleotide messenger RNA. RefSeq names its product anaphase promoting complex subunit 11 (gene ANAPC11). Gene Ontology annotation, cellular component: nucleus; anaphase-promoting complex. NCBI's taxonomy places the organism in Eukaryota, Metazoa, Chordata, Mammalia, Carnivora, Phocidae. Bases 254 to 508 code for a protein of 84 amino acids. The record is from RefSeq and is a predicted model, not a curated record. Gene Ontology annotation, molecular function: cullin family protein binding; ubiquitin protein ligase activity; zinc ion binding. The transcript has 3 exons. Gene Ontology annotation, biological process: protein ubiquitination; positive regulation of mitotic metaphase/anaphase transition; anaphase-promoting complex-dependent catabolic process.